CGCGCUGCGAAGGUUAUUCAACCCAAGCAGAUCUCGUUCGUAGGCAACGCGGAGUAACGGGUUCCCGAUGACUCGUGCAUGAGGCGCCUCUCCACCUUGCCGGAUUACCCGGUGGUCAGGCUGCGUGCACGCCGGGCCCACCGCUUCUCCAACCUUCGAGUCGUAGAUUCAGUCAGCCGUGCACCAUUGUCGAAACAUCGUCCUGCUGCACGACACUCGCGAUUCCUCACCGCGUCUACUCCUCCGCCAAUGAUCCUAGUUUCGUCCCGCGAUCGCUAGCUUUGUCUCAUCUUCGUAGAACGUUCGAGUUUCAAGUCGGUUCGAACAGUGUUUCUCCGUUUGUUUUUCAGUUUGACGAGUAGUUUGCUUUCUGUAGUGUCGCGUCCGAUAUUUUCUUUGGUGUAGCUUUCCGCUUUCCUUCGUAUCUCGUUAUUGCGCGUGUUUGGUGAUUAAAUGCGGUUUCCAGGAGGAUUCUGAGAUUCAGUGCAAAAAUGCGGAUGAAGCUAUUAAAGAUCGUGGUGGUCCUGUUGCUGUCAGGAUCGGGCGAUGCCAGGCCGCAGAAAACCGAAGGAUCGAUUCAAGUUCAGCCAUCGAGGCCAAACCCUGAGCAAUGGAGAGGCUCCGGCGUGCCGCACACCGUUCGAGAAGAUAGCAGUAUCCAUUCGAACGACACGCAACGUCACCUGAAAGACAUGCACCACAUCGAUCAGUCCUUAAGAACAGUGGCCACUCAAUUACUAAACGUGACGAAUCCCGAAGAGCCACCAAAGAUCCUCGACAACGUGAUCAAGAGGCCCAUUGCGAGUCAAAAACCAAUCGAAAGGAACGAAGCCACUCCGAUCAAAGAGAUAUACGUGAACAAUGGUCCACCUGGUAAUAUUGGAUUUGGCAGACCGAUCAAUUCCAAGUUCAACUACUUCGAGACGAGUCAUCCAGGUCAAGCAAUGGCCAUCACCGAAGAAGAACUCGAAAAAGAAUUAAGUUCAACGCGUCUGAUGACUGCUUAUAAGAAUCAUGCAACGACCACUGGUGGAAUUUCCACGUGGAUCCUUUUAAAUCCACCGUCGACAACGACGAAGACGAUUGAGAUAGAAAAGAAGACGAAACAGCCGUUUCAAAUGGAAGUGAAAAUGACUGUGAAACCAACGACUUUGAUGGAGAGAGUGGAAACCACUGAAAGAGUGACAGAGAAAGUUACCGUGCCCGUAUCCACGACAUUAGUCAUGGAUCAGUCUUCUACUACAAAGAAAUCUGUCUCAGUCGACACGAAGAAGAACACCGAAUCGAAAGAGAAAAUUCAGACCACAGAGAAGGCAGAGUCCAUGCAGAGUACCACUUUGAAGGUUCCACAGACUACUGCGAAUAAUUUGGAGAGUAAGGAGGCUGUUGUUAGUACCACGAAGAAGAUACAGAUUUUAAGAACGACACCUAAGCCUAAGAUAGCUACCACGAAGACUACCGUAUUAUCUAAACCUUCUGGUUCAAAGCCUUCUAGACCUAAUCAACAGAAUAGGCCCAAGCCUCCUAUGAGAAGAACUACUACCGUUAAGCCGGAUUCUGCGAAAAAUGAGACUGCUUCUACUGGCAAGAUAGAGAAGGUCACUUUCAGACCGGUUCAAAUGAUCACCAUCUCAAAGAACAAGGUAGAAAGCACCGACAAGCCUAUGUUCGUGACCAAGAUCAAAGCGUCUAUCGCGAUGGACGCUCAGAAGACUAGCACACAGCCUUCUGCUUCUUCCACGGCCACCAGUUUAGAGGUAACUACGACUCCUAAACCGACUACGAUCGAGAAUAAUCUGGUGGAGGUGUCUGUGAAGCCGAAACCAGUUGGCACAAAGGUGAACAACGUAUUGAAAGUACAAUUGAAGAAGCCUCUAGACGAGACGACGAAGAUCGAAGUAGAACCUAUUAAGGUGAAUGCUCCCGUGUUGAAGAUCGAGAAAGUGGAAAAGAACGAGGUUAAGAAAGAAGAAGAAAAGGAAACAGAGAAUAUGGACAAUACCAGGAUAGAUUUAAUGAAGUUUGAUUUUAAUCCUGAACUGACCAAGAUCAACGUAAACACAGAAGUUUCUUCGACUUCACCGAGCACCACACAAUCGACGACGUCCACUUCGACCACCAAAAGACCUAGGAACAAUCCUAAGAGGAAGAAGAAUAAAGUCAGAAGGCGAAAGCCAACUACAUCCACCACUACAACCACUGUUUCUUCAGCGAUAUCUAGUACGACAGAGAACGACUUAAUAGAGGAACCAAUCACUGAAAAUGGUAUACAGGAGUCGAAGAUAGCACCUGAGACCAAGGUGGCUGGUAAUUGGACGAAGACAAAGAAGAAGCCAGCUUCGACUCCCAUUAGUAUGCAGAUUUACAAUUUCCUGAGUCGAGAGGUGAUGCCUAGUUUCGGAGUGAUGUCUUUGGUGGGAUUGGGACUUGGCCUGGCUUCUUACUUCUUGUAUCCGCUCGGAGGAACUGUCACUAGAAGAAACUACGACGUUGAGCCUAAAUAUAAGUAUAAUUUCGACGAAUACGGUGGAAACUAUGGUCAAAGGGAAGAGGAGGUCUUGUCUAAAGUUCUUCAAGGUAUGACAAUUGACGAGAGCAAGUAUCCUGGCUCGAAGGACUAUGACAACAAUUACUAUAGGUACCAACAUUACGACGGAGGUUACGAUACUCAGCCAAUCAAAAAAAGCGAUCAAAGGUACCCUCCUUCAUCCGCGAUAUAUCGUCCAGAGAACACAGCGUCUAUACAUAAAUAUAAGAACACUGAUUAUCGUUAUUCGGAUAGUACGAGCACUCCAAAUUACUAUGACAGGCCUAAACAUCGCGAGUACGUGGUUGGAUCUGCCGCCCCUGGCACAGCCAACCGACAAUUCGUUGUUGGAAGCAUUCCCAAAGAGUACCCACCUUACGAAGAGAAGAUUCCUUCUUUAUCGACCCCGGGAAAGCUGGCUAACAGUUACGAGCCUACAGAAAGUGGGCAGCUACAGUUCGACCACGAUGUAAACCAGAACUUCAAUUUUCCUGUGGGGUCUGCUCAAAACUAUGGCCAAGCGCAGACAGCUAGACCAGAUGACACUUACGAAGAAGUUGAGAUCACACCUACCGCCGUUGCUGUGGAGCAUGGACCUAGGUCUCUGAAGCUUAAACGGUCUCUCCUGGACUUGACAAAGGUAUCUCCAACGGAAACACAUCGUUCUAGAAGGAGAAGGGACUCCGUAAUUCAAGUUAUACCAUCGAAACGACAAUUGGAGGAGGAAGGAAAGGAGCAAGAUUUGAGUAACGAAAUCCUUAAUAUCAUCGACUCGGCUAUACCCGAAGAAGACUACACUCAGAAGAAGAAGAACAAGGACAAGGAAAUGGAAGUUUUUGCGAAUAAAAGAAGAAAAGAGAAAGAGGAUGAAAGGAAUCGACCGAAGGAAUCCACCACUAACAGUCAGACUUUAAAAACGAGCACAGCUACUCCUCUGGAUACUUCUACGGUUUCCACAGCAACGAAGGAGACUACCGAGUCUCCUACUUUUUCUUCGAGUUCCACGGAAAGCGAUUCUGAAAGUAACACGACGAAUAAUCCGAAAUCGACCGAAAGCACCAGCGAGUGGAUCGAUCUGACCACGGCGAAGCCAGCCGAGCAGAACGGUUUCAAUCUCUUCAGUUUCGUGAAGAAGAUCGCCGAGAUCAAGUUCAGGCUCGGCCUGACGCUCCUUAAACACGCCAGCGAGGGUUUUGCUAGAUAUCUUGGCCACGUGCAGAAGAGGAUCAACGGAGAGGAGUGAAUAGGCUCCUUCCAGGAGGCUGAAUACAAUGGACUCGAGUGGCGAUUUACACUGUCACUAGGUCAGCACGUACCUUAUUCUUCGAGCACGCCAGGACAUCGUCUUGAAAACAGAAAUCCCUCGUAUCUUAACAUCUAUUUGAGAAUUUCGAGAGGGUGGAGACGAUUUUCGGACGUUUUAUGGUUGGAAAGGUCUUUCCACGAGGGUGACUUUCUGUAGAAUCUGAAAUAUCUUCGUCGUUUGUUUUUUCUUUUUUCUUUCUUGUUGGAUAUUCAGCGUUUUUUUUUUUCUUUUAGGGAAGAAAUGUUUGUUUCUGGAGGAGGAAGGUAAUUUUUUGAGAGCAAGGCAUCGUUAAAUUUUUACAAUAUUGAGACAGCAGAAUUGUAAGAUUGGGGAAGAAUUAGCAUUUGACUGGAAUUAUGUAUAUUUUGUAUUUUUGCGUAAGAGAUUGGUAUCUCUAGUUUUAAUAUUUUACGAAGAUUCCUUUAACGUUCUUAUAAUAUAAAUAUUUUGUAUUAUAAUUUGAUAUUCUAUAUUGUAUUAAUAUUACAUAAUAUUCUAUGAAGGGUGUUUCUUUUUGUUUGGAAAUGAAUAUUUCUUCUUUGCUAUGAAAAUGAUGAAGUUAUUUUAGCUCGUAAUACCAGACAGCUCACCCUCUGUUAGUAUAAUACUCUGACGAUGAAGAGAACUGCUCUUUCUAUAUGUUUUAAAUAAUUCUUACUGCGUAGAAUCAUAAUCUUUGCAAACUUUCUUAGAAAUGUCGCUUUAUCUAUUUAUUAAUCUAUAGUUUCAUUAAAAUUUCUAUCGUGCGAUUGGGACCAAGAGAAGAGGAAGAGUUGUUCCUGGACGUGAAUGAGAACGACAAGCUUUAAAAAUAAAUGUUAAGGAAUAGGAUUUCUCGCAUAGAAUCUAUUUUCCAUUAAAAGAUAUAUUCCAAGAACGCUUUCCCCGAAUUAUAGAAACGUUCUCUAGGGAAAGCUAAAGGUUUCGAUAAACUUUCAACGAAAAGUUCUAUUUUUUUAUUCUCCAAGUGACUUUUACGUUCUUCGAUCGUAUCUUUCGUUGGUACUUAUGCUUUUUAUUAAGUAUUAAAGCGAACGACGAAAUGUAAAGUAUGUUAUAAAUACACAUAUAAUUAAAUAAAUAAAUAAUAAAUAA
Molecule: messenger RNA, 4928 nt
Organism: Bombus pascuorum
Lineage: Eukaryota; Metazoa; Arthropoda; Insecta; Hymenoptera; Apidae
Exons: 4
Coding region: 492-3770 (1092 amino acids)
Source: RefSeq, a predicted model, not a curated record